Syngnathoides biaculeatus (alligator pipefish) is the source of this 884-nucleotide messenger RNA. It is a transcript of the gene rpp21, whose product is annotated as ribonuclease P 21 subunit. Gene Ontology annotation, biological process: tRNA processing. Gene Ontology annotation, cellular component: nucleolar ribonuclease P complex. The transcript has 5 exons. The record is from RefSeq and is a predicted model, not a curated record. NCBI's taxonomy places the organism in Eukaryota, Metazoa, Chordata, Actinopteri, Syngnathiformes, Syngnathidae. The coding region runs from base 128 to 619 and encodes 163 amino acids.
AAAUACCCGGACGUUCUAUGUACGACGAAGAGGCAAUGAAAAGGCAGCUGGUGCACGGCUACGGAAAAAAGACUUCCAAUUUUAAUUCUUCGUUGAUUUCAGAGUACAGAUACUGUAUUGACGUGUAAUGUCUGGACAGGUGAAGGAUAAAGAAGCCUACCAAAGACUAAAUUAUCUUUACCAGGCUGCUCAUUGCGUUUUGUCCCAAAACCCUGAAAAUGUGGAGCUGGCUCGUUUCUACUGCUUUACUCAGCGGACCAUCGCCAAACGUCUUGUUCUGCGCCAGGAUCCAUCUGUGAAAAGAACAAUAUGCAAGAAGUGUUGCUCCCUGCUCAUCCCGGGUGUAACGACAACAACCAGACAACAACGGAAAAGGGGCAAAAAGAGUUGCUUCACGGUGCAGCGCUGUCUCUGCUGCAAGCGGAGCAAGAAGCUAUUGAACGACCCGGAUUAUUGCUUGUGGCAGGACCGCCCUGAAGCUCAAGCUCAGCCACAGCAAAAACAACCGGAUGAAGAUUCCUCCAGAAAACAAAAUCAGCCCAAAAAGACCAAACCGGAUCGGUCUGAUUGUUCCAAAGCCGGCACAAGUUCUGCCACCGCAGAGCAGAAGCCAGCAUGAAAUCACAUAAGGCAAUUUUGCAAAUUCUUUUUUUAUUGUAGCACAACCGACAAAUAAUUUUUUUAUUUCAGUCACUUUUAUGUUGGCUUGAACUGUUGACAGAGGCUGCAAAAAGAUGCAUUUGAUUUGUUAUAUUUAUUUUAUUGAAAACAACCAGCAAAAGGUCCCAGAAUUUUGCGACCUUUUUUUUUUGUUUUUGUCAUGUUGCCUUUCGAAAGGCGGAUUGUUCAAAUAAUUACAAAUUAAAAAAAUCUUUCAUUUCUUC